AUGGCUUCCCAGAUACCACCGUAUCUGAUAGAGGAGUUGGAAUCACUUUUCACGGGCAUAGACCAGGUUAUUAGUCCACAAAGCCCCGGCUAUGAAGAAUAUCUGCAACGGUGGUCUGAUCUUGCCACUCAACGAGCUGGAGUGAUUAUAUUUCCUGAAAGUGCACAAGAUGUCUCCAAGGCUGUUCGCUUUUCCCGACGACAUAAUAUAGACCUGGUGGUCAAAGGCGGGGGUCACACUCCUGAUGGUGGGAACUCCAGCGAUGGGGGUAUCACCCUUGACCUUAAGAGAAUGAAGAAAGUCUCUCUUCAUUUUGAAAGCAAUACUGUCACUGUUCAAGGCGGCGCACUGUGGGCAGAUGUACACCAUACUACCGCUGGAAGUGGCCUUGUAGUGGCCAGCAGCACAGUCAGUACUACAGGAGUUGGUGGUGUGACGCUACAAGGAGGAUAUGGGUAUUUGAUGUGUGCGCAUGGAUUGAUUAUCGACAAUCUCCUGUCUGCACAGGUGAUUAUCGCUGACGGACAAUUAUUGACCGCCUCGGAGAGCGAGAAUUCGGAUCUCUUCUGGGCCAUUCGAGGGGCUGGACAAAAUUUCGGUGUUGUGGUGGAGUUCACCUUCCAAGCCCACAAGCAGCCCGGCGAUGUAUUUGCUGGGUCGCUUGUGUUCACAGCUGAAAAUAUGGCAACUAUCCUUGAAUCACUCAAUGCGGCACUCAAGUAUAAAGAUGGCAAAUCCACUGCCCAGUGCAUAAUUUCCCAGUCUCCCAACACUAAAGAACUGUUGGUGACUGUUGGGAUCUUCUACAACGGUCCAGAAAAUGAAUGCAGGGAGAGGUUUACUGACCUAUUCAAUCUGGAGACUGUUAGCGCCGAUGUUAACAUGAUGCCGUAUGAAGAGGCCAACACCUUGUUUGACUCGGUCAGUCCCCCUGGCGGCCGCAAAAGAAUUAUCGCAUUUGAUUUCGCCUCUCCCAUUAGGCCAGAGUUUUGCCAAAAGAUAUACGAUGAGGUCAAACUCAAGUUCGAGGCUGAACCAGAUUUAACUCGGUCCUACGUAGAUUUGGAGUUCUGGGAGAUGUCCAAAGUCUGUCAGGUGCCAACUCCGGCGACUGCAUUUCCAAGCCGCAUGAUGACCCAGAAAGGAGUACUUACGCUUCAGUAUACAAACCCUGAUAAAGACGAGGAGUACCUUCAAUGGGCAGUCGACAUACAAAUGAUGUUUCAAGAUGAGUUCAAGCGAGCUGGUUAUAGACCAAAUAUGUUUGUGUCAAAUUUUACCUACUACACAAAGCCGUCUAGUACCAGAUCAGCUUCAGACAUGUUCGGAGUAAACGGACCGAGAUUGGUUGAGCUCAAGAAGAAAUACGAUCCGCAAGGUUUCUUCAAUAAACUGAAUCCUAUCAGCACAUAG
Molecule: messenger RNA, 1413 nt
Organism: Aspergillus fischeri NRRL 181
Lineage: Eukaryota; Fungi; Ascomycota; Eurotiomycetes; Eurotiales; Aspergillaceae
Product: FAD binding domain protein
Exons: 3
Coding region: 1-1413 (470 amino acids)
Molecular function (GO): oxidoreductase activity; FAD binding
Source: RefSeq, a predicted model, not a curated record